Molecule: messenger RNA, 3650 nt
Organism: Leptidea sinapis
Lineage: Eukaryota; Metazoa; Arthropoda; Insecta; Lepidoptera; Pieridae
Product: cationic amino acid transporter 3-like
Exons: 16
Coding region: 390-3419 (1009 amino acids)
Biological process (GO): transmembrane transport; amino acid transport
Cellular component (GO): plasma membrane
Molecular function (GO): amino acid transmembrane transporter activity
Source: RefSeq, a predicted model, not a curated record
GCUACCAACACACAUUCAACACGAAUUUUAUCGUCUUAUACAUUCUUGAGUCAUUUCAGUGAAUGGAAAGGUUUCCAAAUAAGUGUAGUGUACUUCAGUGUUUUGGAAUGUCAUCAAAUUGACGCGGAACUACAUCCAGUUUCCAAACUGAAAAUGGUUACAGAUAGCAGAGAUAUAUUGUAUCAAAACUUGUCAGAAAGAACUUUUUAUUAAUAAUAUAUUAACAACGACCCUCAAACCGGAGUCAGCACUCAGUCUACUUGGUCUUCGCCACUAAGAUCUGUGUACAAAGUAUUCACUUCAGUUUAUAUGGAACUAUUUUUGAAGAUGUCAAGAAUUACUCAGAAACUGUGCAAAUGAAUGAGACAAGAGCCGGCGAGGGCUGAUAAAUGGCUGGCAGUCAAUGGAAGCAGUUUUGCAGAGCUCUGCAGAGAAAGAAAGUCUUCGAAUCUGACCAGCUAGAGGGCGGUAACUUGAAGAGAUGCCUGUCUGUGUGGGACCUGACAUCGUUGGGCGUGGGCAGCACACUAGGUGUGGGGGUCUACGUACUGGUGGGCUACGUAGCACUGCGUCUCGCCGGACCUUCCAUCAUCAUAUCGUUUCUCAUUGCAGCCAUCGCUUCCUUGUUCGCCGGUUUGUGCUACGCGGAGUUUGGCGCGCGCGUGCCUCGUGCAGGCUCGGCGUACAUCUACACGUACGUGACGGUGGGAGAGUUCGUCGCCUUCAUCAUCGGCUGGAACAUGAUACUCGAGGCUGUCUUCGGCACUGCCAGCGUGGCUAAGGGUCUCAGCGUGUAUGUGGACGCGAUGCUUGACAAGCGUAUGUCGAGUGCGUUCAUCUCUGUGGCACCGCUCUCCAUCUCACCCUGGUCCGAAUACUUUGACUUCUUCGCACUGGCUGUCGUCCUGGUCUUAGGUGUGUUGUUGGCGGUGGGUGUUCGUGAGAGCUGUUUGGUGAACAACGUGCUGUCCUUAAUCAACGUUGUGGUAAUAUUGUUCGUAGUGUGCGCCGGAGCAAUUAAAGCGAACCCCACUAACUGGGAUAUCCCGGCGUCGCAAGUGCCAGAGAACUACGGCAGCGGUGGGUUCUUUCCUUACGGAGUGUGGGGCACUCUGAAGGGUGCGGCGGUAUGUUUCUACGGCUUCGUCGGCUUCGAUACCAUCAGCUCCACCGGUGAAGAGGUGAGGGAUCCACGACGUGCAAUACCCAUUUCGAUCCUGGCCGUACUCGCUAUCGCCUUCCUCUCGUACGCCAGCGUGUCUACUGUCAUCACCAUGAUGGUGCCCUAUUACCUGCAGGAUGUAUCUGCUACUGUGGCUAGUGCAUUUGUUCACGUAGGCUGGGAAUGGGCGCGCUGGCUGGUAUUCACCGGUGCGGUCUGUGGCAUGUCCGCGAGUCUGUUUGGUGGUUUGUUACCCAUGCCACGGUUGCUGUACGCCAUGGCAUCUGAUGGUCUGCUGGUGCGCUGGCUAGGAAGAGUCAGCACCGGUAACAAAUCUCCAACUAUCGCGACCAUAUUAUCAACUAUUGUUAUUGCUGUACUGUCUGCGGUUGUGGAACUGAACGAGCUGGUGAGGAUGAUGUGUGUUGGUACCCUGGUGUGCUACACUAUCGUGGCUUCUUGCAUCAUAUUACUCAGGUAUCGUUCAGAUCACUUGUUGUCUGAUGAUGGAAAUAUUCUGAAACAAAUAUUUGAUGUUAGCAGAAAAUCACCCACAAAGACUUCUUUGACUUUUAUUAGAAUUGCAUUGAUCUUAUUUAUCUUAACGUGCUUGUGCCUGGCGCUGGUCGUAAAUCACGUGCAGAGGUGGCUGGUCCCGACGGCGCUGCUCCACGCGGCUGCCGUGCUGCUCAUGCUGCUCAUGGCGCUACAGCCCCAGAACCACGAGGAGUUGUCUUUCAAGACCCCAUUGGUGCCACUGAUUCCAUGCUUAAGUAUUUACGUCAAUAUCAAUCUUAUGAUACUCAUCAACAUCCAAACCUGGAUCCGGGUGCUUAUUUGGAUUGCAAUAGGUCUACCAGUGUAUUUCAUAAGCCUUUGUUGUUAUAAGCGUUUGGGUGACGAUAAUAGCACACAUGCAAACAAAAAUGGAAAACCUCCUGUUCAAAUAUUUGUCGAACAGCCUACACCUCCAAAUACUAUUAAAGUUGGCAAUAAAGGAGGCACGAAAAUCAGAGAUGGCGUUGAGCAAAUAAAUAUGACCGCAAUGGUUUCAAACGGCAAAGGUAAUGUUAUGAGAAAUCAUACUUUAAUUACUGAAGAUAUAAUAGUACAGCAAGCGUACGUAGAAGAUAAUGAAGAAAAAGAAGCAAAGAUAAUUGAUCUAUUAGAUCAAGUAAUACAGGCCGAAGAAGAUUCUUAUGGGGAAAUAAUCAGCUUAAAAGAUAUGAAACAAGAUGAUGAAAUAGAAAGAGCUACAAUUGAGGGUAGAAAAUCUUUAAGUGAAUUAUCGGACGCAGGAUCAGAUGCAUCCGUUGGUAAUCAGGUGUUAUCUAAAUAUGAUGUAAUUGCUCAAGUGCAUAGAGAAGACUUGCCGAAGCUUGAUGAAGAAGAAGAAAAAUGUGAUCUUGAAAACGAAGAUAAUAUAAGUAACCUUAGUGAUGAUAUAAAUAUUAACGAAGAUAAUAAUUCAAGAACUGACGAGUCCGGGUAUUCUGAUACAUUAGAUAAAACUCCAAUCUACGAACCGGAAGAAGAACCAAACCAAGAGAUAAUAAAUAUACCAGUGCCACCACCACUAGAUGAAAAUUUUUUUGCUAGUCCGACGUUUAUAAAAUCUCAUACAAUUUCAGUUCGACCUCCCAAGCCCAGAAACAAAGAGCCGGAAGAGGAAUUAAAACCUCGUGAGAGUAUAAAAUCAAAUGGUUCUAAUGAUGACGGACAUAUGAUAUUUGGCAGCGACAAACAAGUAAAUUUUAUGUCCAAACUGAACAACAUAUUUCAAAACAAAAUGUUAACACCAAACAAAGAAGACAUUGACGAGAAGAAGGCUCGUUCACUGUCAACAGGCAAUGUCAUAGACACGUCACAAUUAGCUAUGGACCGUGAACGAUCACAGCUCUUUUUAGAACUCAAAAAAGUAAUUACUUCACCGAGAAAUACCCAAAACUUGCGGCCGAUCAUUGCUGUAGAUAACAGUAAUUCCGAUGGAGAAGAUGAGAUUAGUAUGAGCAGAGAAGACUUAAAGUCCAAGUUGGAGAAUAUAUUUUCAAUAGGUGGGCCUCAACUUCUGAAAACAAGACUUAUGAAAUCCAACCCUCCAACUCCUGAAGAAGCUUAUCAGACAGAUAGCUCAAGUACUGACAGUAUACCAAAGCUACCGAAAAUGGAGAAAAACGAUACGUUAAAGCGCCAAAAAGAUAAAUUUGGAGAAGUGUUAAACUCGUUUAGAUUAACACUCAAAGAUGACCAAGUAUGAAUGUAAUAUGUUUGGUUAUAACUAUGGUGCGCCUAGUCCUAUUUGUAAGUAAGUGCCUUAUUUAUAAAACUAAUAAAUAAAUACUUAAAAAUGAACGAAUUGUAUAUAAGUGGUUAGUUCUAAUAAACGCAAACAUAUUCCUGAAAGACUGAAGUGUCGCAAUUAUUGAGGAUGGAUGUUUUGCCGAGUUUAUAAUGUUAUUUUGUGAAUUAAAAUAUGAAUUUAACGAAA